Molecule: messenger RNA, 582 nt
Organism: Psylliodes chrysocephalus
Lineage: Eukaryota; Metazoa; Arthropoda; Insecta; Coleoptera; Chrysomelidae
Source: the annotation of a GenBank genome assembly
AUGAUGAGCCGAGGAAAAUUAAUAUUGGAAAUGAUUAACGCAGAAAAACCUAAUCCUGGAGAGUCUGUAAUAUUGGAUGAUUUAAUAAUACUUAAAUCCUUUAGUAUCGAUAUGCCUAAUAGAGUAAAGGAGUCUGAGUUUCCAACUGAGAAAAGUUUAGUUGUGUCACCGAGUAUUAUUGAAUCUUCAAUAAAUCUUAAUGAGCCUAAACUACGAAGAGUUCCUAAACGUCAAUAUGCUAUAUCACCAGUCCACAGCGGCGAUGAAUGUGACUUCGACGAUUCCGAUGCAGAUCCAAACUACAGAAACCCCACUCCUAAAAGCAAAAUAGUUUUCUCUCCUUUACCAGUUCCAUUUUAUCAAGCAGCAGUUACAGUUCAUCAAGCAGCAGCUCCAGCAGCUCAAGCAGUAACACUAUUACUGAAGAUAACAGUACUCUCUCUAUUUGCGAGCUUCAGAAUCAUUACAAAAAUAUUACCUCAAUACUCAAUGAAAACAACACUACGUCCUUUAACGCCGAGAACCAAUCUAAUUCAAAAUGCUGCAAGUAACGAAACUCUAGCGCAAGAAGGAGUAGUCUAG